Messenger RNA from Carica papaya (papaya), 2436 nucleotides. RefSeq names its product CBL-interacting serine/threonine-protein kinase 3. Gene Ontology annotation, molecular function: ATP binding; protein serine/threonine kinase activity. NCBI's taxonomy places the organism in Eukaryota, Viridiplantae, Streptophyta, Magnoliopsida, Brassicales, Caricaceae. Gene Ontology annotation, biological process: signal transduction; protein phosphorylation. The record is from RefSeq and is a predicted model, not a curated record.
UUAGUAUGUUAUCAUCUUCAUUGAUUGACUUUCCGUUGACGUUUUCUCUGCUUGUUCCUUUUUUCUUCUCUUUGAAAGUUGAAACUGAGCUCAUUCUUUCGUAUUUCCAAUUUUAUUGAUUCUUUAUUUUUUUUUUUCCGGGGGGAGAAUUAGUAAAUGUUGAAAUUUCUGUAACUUUCUUGGUUUUUCUUUAAGGCAGAGUUGUUUCUUGAACUUCUUUUUCUUUAGUACCAGUUGCGAUUAUUAUAACUUGCAUGUUGAAGCGGUAUUUAUUUAUUUAAGGAUUGCAGGAAAAGAUUCCUCGUGAGAUUAUUUUUUAAGUUUAAUCUCACUUUUGUUCUUUUCUUGUCUUUUCUUGUACUACAUAUGGUUUCGGGGGCUUUCAUGAGGAAAUAGCUGUUUUUCUUUUUCUUUUAAAUUCUAAAUUGAUCUGAGUUAUUACGAAAGGAGGCGAGUUGUUUGGCUGAAGAAGAUUUCAGAUUUUGAGGAACAGUGUCGAAGUACUUAUAGCAGCAAAGAUAAUCAUGAGUCAACCGAAAGUUAAGCGUCGGGUUGGUAAAUAUGAGGUUGGAAGAACAAUUGGUGAAGGAACAUUUGCUAAAGUGAAGUUUGCUAGGAAUUCUGAGACUGGGGAACCUGUGGCUCUGAAGAUCCUUGAUAAAGAGAAAGUUCUAAAGCACAAGAUGGCGGAACAGAUCAAGAGGGAAAUAGCAACUAUGAAGUUGAUAAAACAUCCAAACGUUGUCCAAUUAUAUGAGGUGAUGGGAAGCAAAACAAAGAUUUUUAUUGUUUUGGAGUUUGUUACUGGGGGAGAGCUCUUUGACAAAAUUGUAAAUCAUGGACGAAUGAGAGAAGAUGAGGCACGGAGAUAUUUCCAGCAGCUUAUUAAUGCUGUGGAUUAUUGCCAUAGCAGGGGCGUGUACCACAGAGACCUCAAGCCUGAAAAUUUGCUUUUGGAUGCAUAUGGAAACCUUAAAGUUUCUGAUUUUGGAUUGAGUGCACUGUCUCAGCAAGUUCGGGAUGAUGGGCUCCUUCACACUACCUGUGGAACUCCAAACUAUGUUGCACCAGAGGUGCUUAAUGAUAGAGGCUAUGAUGGUGCAACUGCAGACUUGUGGUCAUGUGGAGUGAUACUCUUUGUAUUGCUUGCAGGGUACUUGCCUUUUGAUGAUUCUAAUCUUAUGAACCUUUAUAAAAAAAUUUCAGCUGCUGAAUUCACUUGUCCUCCUUGGCUCUCUUUUAGUGCCAUGAAGUUGAUAACUCGAAUAUUGGAUCCCAACCCUAUGAGUCGUAUUACUAUACCUGAAAUUUUGGAAGAUGAAUGGUUUAAGAAAGAUUAUAAGCCUCCUGUGUUCCAGGAGACAGAAGAAACAAACUUGGAUGAUGUAGAAGCUGUUUUCAAGGAUUCAGAGGAGCACCAUGUAACAGAAAAGAAAGAAGAGCAGCCUGCAGCCAUGAACGCGUUUGAGUUGAUUUCUAUGUCUAAAGGAUUAAAUCUUGGGAAUUUAUUUGAUGCAGAACAGGAGUUUAAGAGAGAGACAAGGUUUACAUCUAAAUGCGCUGCUAGUGAGAUAAUCAAUAAGAUUGAAGAAGCUGCAAAGCCUCUUGGUUUUGAUGUUCACAAGAAAAACUACAAGAUGAGGCUCGAAAACAUGAAAGCUGGGAGAAAGGGAAAUCUUAAUGUGGCAACGGAGAUUUUUCAAGUGGCACCAUCUCUUCAUAUGGUUGAGGUGCGAAAAGCAAAAGGGGACACUUUAGAAUUUCAUAAGUUUUAUAAAAACCUCUCGACCUGCCUUGAGGAUGUUGUGUGGAAAACUGAUGAGGACAUGCAAGACGCAAACUGAAAAAGGUCAUGUUUUACUCGUCAAAGAAACAAGCACUCUUUUAAGUUCAAUUACCGUAGUUUUGUACCCACGCCAAGUUGCUCGGUGUUCAGUUCUUGUUCUAUAUCUUAAUUCUUUUCGCCCCUCACGAUUUCUUUCCUCGCGGGAAGCAUGGAUGAUUGCCACAAAGGUGCAGUUGUUUGUUUUUGUCCCUCAACUGUGGCUUCCAAAUAAUGUUGUAAUGCAUAAUCUUAGGGACCCAGGGACUUGUAUAUAUACGCGCAUAUUUCAUUUCUUUCACAGGUAGAUCUGCUGUAAUAGUUUGUUAGAUGAAGUCUCUAAGUAGUUUCUCGUGCCUUUCCUCCCUAAGGAUGCAUGAUGUUUUCAGGGUCAAGUGUACAUUUUCGUGUCAGGCUAUGGCAGUGCAAAUCCAUCCUCAGUGAUUUUGUUGGUAAGGGAUCCUGCUAGUUAGACGCAUGGAAAAGUGAAUGUAUCAGCAAGGAGGUUGUGCUUUUAUAUAUAUAUAUGUUGUAAUGUUUAGACAAUUAUAUUGCAAGGAUCGUAUUAGAUAUAUGAGAUGGAUAUAUGACAUUAUCUAAGUUCAUUAUGUGCA